Messenger RNA from Monopterus albus (swamp eel), 1998 nucleotides. RefSeq names its product sodium- and chloride-dependent GABA transporter 2-like. The record is from RefSeq and is a predicted model, not a curated record. Gene Ontology annotation, cellular component: cell projection; plasma membrane. The transcript has 16 exons. Gene Ontology annotation, biological process: amino acid transport; sodium ion transmembrane transport; nitrogen compound transport. Lineage: Eukaryota; Metazoa; Chordata; Actinopteri; Synbranchiformes; Synbranchidae. Gene Ontology annotation, molecular function: gamma-aminobutyric acid:sodium:chloride symporter activity. Bases 123 to 1901 code for a protein of 592 amino acids.
CCCUUCUGGUAUUUGGUUUAACAGGUUCAUGGUUUGCUUAGUCAGUGAGUCCCCGGCUAGUUUCUUUCAGAGGAGCAAACACUUCAGCAACUCAACCUAAAGUGUGCAUCUUUCAGGUCAAAAUGAAUGUGAUGAGCCUUGAGACUGAACCAGAACAAACUCAACGCAAACCUCAGGGCAGGGACCAGUGGGCCAGUAAAGUGGAGUACAUCCUGGCAGUGGCUGGAGCCAUUGUUGGCCUGGGAAACGUCUGGAGGUUUCCAUACCUUUGCUACAAAAAUGGAGGAGGGGCUUUCUUCAUCCCUUAUGUUUUGUUUUUGUCCCUGUGUGGCAUCCCACUCUUCUUUCUGGAAACAUCACUGGGCCAGUACACCACUCAAGGUGGAAUAACAUGUUGGAGGAAAAUCUGUCCUCUUUUUGAAGGUUUAGGUUAUGGCAGCCAAAUGGCUGUUUUGUACGCUGGGGUGUAUUACAUCAUCAUACUGGCUUGGACAUUUCUCUACCUGUUCUCAUCCUUCAGGUCUGAGCUUCCAUGGGCAAGUUGUCAUAACAGCUGGAACACAGGUGGGUGUUUUGAGUAUGGUCGCAAUCAAACAUCCUCUCUGUACCUUAAUGGAAAUAAUACAUCUUCAGUUAUAGAAUUUUGGGAGAGGAGGAUCUUGGGCCUGUCCAGUGGAAUUGAGGAACUUGGAAAUAUUCGUUGGGAGUUGGCCCUUUGUCUACUUCUUGCUUGGAUAUUGUGUUACUUCUGUGUCUGGAAUGGUGUGAAGUUCACAGGAAAGGUGGUCUAUUUCACAGCCAUAUUUCCAUAUAUAAUGCUAGUGGUGCUGCUUGUUCGAGGUCUCACCUUACCAGGUGCCCAAGAUGGGAUUGUAUUCUAUCUAUACCCUGACCCGUCCCGCCUCACUGAUCCAGAGGUAUGGAUGGAUGCUGGCAGCCAAAUUUUCUUUUCCAGUGGAAUUUGCACAGGUGUUCUGAUAUCUUUAGGAAGUUACAACAAGUACAACAACAACUGCUACAGGGACUGUCUUUUCCUGAGCCUGUUGAACAGUUUGACCAGCUUUGUCGCUGGCUUUGCCAUCUUCUCUGUGCUUGGUUUCAUGGCAAAGGAGCAAGGUGUGGAUAUAUCAGUGGUGGCUGAAUCAGGGCCAGGGUUAGCAUUUAUUGCUUAUCCUAGUGCUGUGGCUUUAAUGCCACUCCCUCAACUCUGGGCUGUUUCCUUCUUUGUUAUGAUCAUCUUCCUAGGAAUAGAUAGCGAGUUUGUAUAUCAAGAGUCGUUGGUCACAACCAUCUCCGACAUGUAUCCCUCAUUUUUUCUCAACAAGUGUCACCGAAAACUCCUUCUUCUUGCCAUUAGUGCUGGAAGUUUCUCUGUUGGCCUGCUAAUGGUUACAGAGGGAGGCCUUUAUAUUUUCCAGUUGUUUGACUACUAUGCCUGCAGCGGGAUGACGCUCCAGGUUUUUGCUAUUGUUGAGUCUGUGUGUGUUGGCUGGGUCUAUGGUGCAGAUCGACAUUAUGAUCAUAUAAAGGACAUGAUUGGAUAUCGACCGUGGCCUUUUAUGAAAUAUUGUUGGAAGUACUUCACACCAGCUAUCUGUACUUGCACACUUCUCUUCUCUUUGAUCAGAUAUGCCCCACUGAAAUUCAACAACACUUAUGAAUACCCCUGGUGGGGCUAUGCCAUCGGAGGAUUCUUGACUCUCUCAUCAACACUCCUGGUUCCUCUGUGGAUACUGUAUGCUGUGAGCGUCACUCCAGGAACACUGAGACAGAGACUGAAUGUUCUGUGCACGCCAGCAAAGGACUUACCUGCUGCAACACUAAAGAAUGCAACAAAUCAUGAAGCAUUUCAGACUUUCACAGGCUUGUACACACUACGCACAACAAAAAGUCCUGAGUAGAAAUGACACAGCUCAAAAUUCAUCUUUUCUUUAAACUGCACAUAAAUGUGGCUCUAAUAGUUUGUAUUUCAGCUUAUUAAAACAAAUAUUAAAUAAA